AUGACUUCUUCCCACUUGCUAGGGACGCCGUCGCCGGGUCCUAGAAGGUUAUCGACGAGACGACGAUCCUCAAGAUCACCGCUCGUUCCUCAGUCAUGGGCACUCCUCCUAUUCCUUCUACUACUCACCGUCAUUCGGAGCUCCGACGCCCAGCUCGACCCCAUCAAGAACUUCUGCCGAAUCUUCGGCCACCAAACCGCCGUAAUCGAUAACAAACUCUACAUAGAUGGUGGUUUCAUCAACUACAACCCCAUCUCCCAGUAUCCAGCCAAUUACACAAACACUGCCCUUCUCUACCUCGACCUCACAACCAUCACCGAAUCUGGCAUGCCUCCUCUCCUGUUCACCUCUCCGCCAAAGAACUCCUCUGUCCCCUCCGUCCACGGCGCUGCCCUCUGGGCCGAUCAACUCAACAAGCGACUUUACCUCUUCGGCGGUGAACCUCCGCCUUCACUUCCUGCUUCGAACUACUAUCUGCCUUCGUUAUGGUCCUUUGAUGCCGUGUCGGAAGAAUGGGAAUUAGCUGCCCCCAAGAACAAUCCGAAUCAGGUGAAGGUAGACGGUGUCUCAUAUGGAGCUGGGGUUAGUGUAGAAGAGAGAGGAGAGGGGUAUUAUUUCGGCGGAUGGAUAUCUGACAGUAGUACGGGUAAUUCGACGGGAGUGGCGUCUGGAGCAUUGAUGAAGUUUGAUUUUGACGAGGGGCAGUGGUCGAGGAAUCAGGGGCCAGAUCAGGGGGGGAGUGGAAAGACAGGAAGGGCAGAAGGCUCCAUGGUGUUCAUCCCGAUAGGGGAUGGCGGGAUGUUGGUUUACUUUGGGGGAGUGAUGCAGACGACUGAGGAUGAAAAGAACGGUGGGAAUGUGACGACUGAAGGCCAGCCGAUGGAGAUGAUCUAUCUGUAUGAUGUGCUGAGUAGUAAGUGGUAUGUGCAGAAUGCGACGGGGGAGGUGCCGGGGAGGAGGAGGCGGUUCUGCUCCGGGGCUAGUUGGGCCAGCGACCAGAGCUCAUAUAAUUUAUACAUCUAUGGCGGCGCCUCCACUCCCCCGGAUAAUCACCCUGGUUACGACGACGUCUAUAUCCUUACGAUUCCCUCCUUCCAAUGGCUGAAGCUCUAUCCUAAGCCUUCCGACAACUCUGAUCCAAGCCAGAAUAACCAGCAAGGGGGAGCAUACCCGCAUCACUCGCUGAGCUGCAAUGUCAUUUCUCAGGCCCAGAUGCUGAUCAUAGGGGGAAGCUUCCCGCUCUCGACCGACUGCGACGUACCCUCCCAGUUCGGCACACAUAACCUCGACCUAGGUGAGCAGAAUGCCAAGAAGGAGCCGUGGCAGUUGUUCAACCCAAAUCUGACCACGUAUGUGGUGCCGGAUGUGGUGGUAAAGGCGGUGGGUGGUGGGAAGGACGGCGGAGCGACUAAGAGAGAACCUGAGAAGGGCUGGGCACAUCCGGAUUUGAAGGUCCUGUUGACGAGGGAAGCAAAGUUUGCUGCGAGGACUCCAACGCGGAGUGUCCCGAGUGCGACAAGUAGUUCGGAUGCGAACAGAGGAGGGACAACCCUUUCGAAGGGGGCAAUUGCUGGAAUUGCAGUUGGUGGGGCGGUGGCUAUCAUUGCGGCGCUGGUUGGGACUUGCUGGUUUAUCAAGCGACAUCGACGACGACGGAUUCAAGACGAGAAAAGCAGGAGGGAGAAGGCCCUCGCUGAUGGUGCCGGAUUGGGUACUAUGGCUUCACACUCGGAUGGUGUGCCGCCUUGGAGCCCUGGGAUGACGGCUAUGACCGGAUAUACACCCACGACGGCGUAUUCCGAUGGUCCCUUUCAGAGACAGCAACAGGAAGGUAGCGUGUAUUCUGCCAAUGUUCCUCGCCCUCCCGCAGAGUUGGAAGGGAAUACGUACUGGCAGGGACCAGAUGGAGUAACGUACGAGCUGACAAGUCCGGCGUCGGCGGUAUCUGAACAACAGCAAAGCCUCCAAACCAAGAUUGAUUUCCAAGGACGAGUCUGGAUGCAGGUCCCGCCAGCUGGAAGAGGUGACCAUGGUAGUCUUGUGUCAAGGCAUGGGACCGUGACCGGAACCGGGUCAGGGUCCGGAACGCCAACAACCACAGCAGCCGACCUUCAUGGGACGGAGCCCCAAAUAACGCCGACAGAGCCACAAGAACUCGGCGUCAAUCCGAAACGCGGAAGUGCGGACGCCGCAACAAUCUUGACGGGUUCGGCAGGCUGGGAUGCUGCAAGGGGGAGACCGAAGCAUCACACUUUUUAUCAUCCUUGA
Messenger RNA from Sordaria macrospora k-hell, 2268 nucleotides. RefSeq lists its product as uncharacterized. NCBI's taxonomy places the organism in Eukaryota, Fungi, Ascomycota, Sordariomycetes, Sordariales, Sordariaceae. Gene Ontology annotation, molecular function: protein binding. The record is from RefSeq and is a predicted model, not a curated record.